CAGAUUUUUUUUUGGGUGUCAGUACAGAUAUGAUUCUUCCCGACACUCCUCUUUAUUUCAGAGCCUGACCAUUAUCAUCCUUUAAGGAAAUUCAGAACCCAUUUGCCCAUCUCUUUCAUUGUCUCUCUUCGAUCCUAAUUGCAAUGGCUUCAAGCACUAAUGAGCUAACCCAUGAUUUCCCACCAUUCUUCAAAGUAUUCAAAGAUGGCCACGUAGAGAGGUACCCUUUUCCCAUUCCCAAUCACCAUGUCCCCGCUGAGCUUGAUCCAAAUACUGGGAUCCAAUCCAAAGACGUGGUCAUCUCUCCCGAAACCGGUUUAUCAGCCCGAAUCUUCAUCCCCAAUAUCAACGGCCCUGAUCAAAAGUUACCACUAGUCAUCUACUACCAUGGUGGUGGCUUCAUCGCUGGAUCACCGUUCGAUGCAGUUGCUAAAAAAUUUAUCACAUCAUUGAUUUCCCAAGCCAAUAUGAUUGUUGUUGCCGUUGAUUAUAGGCUAGCCCCAGAGCACCCACUACCGAUUGCAUAUGAUGAUUCAUUGGCCGCGUUGCAGUGGAUUGCUACUCACUCUAAUAACCAAGGACCCGAACCGUGGCUAAACGAGUACGCGGAUUUCGGGCGGGUUUUCUUGGCGGGUGAGAGUGCUGGAGCUAAUAUAUCCCACUACGUGGCAGUCCGAGCUGGCGCCACGGGAUUGGCUGGGUUGAAGAUUGUUGGGGUGCUUAUAGUGCACCCUUUCUUUGGGGGCAAAGAGUGUGAUGAGAUGUACAAGUUUAUGUGUCCUACAAGUUCCGGGUGUGAUGAUGACCCGAAAUUGAACCCGGCAGUGGAUCCGGAUUUGUCUAGGAUGGGGUGCGCUAAGGUUCUUGUGUGCGUGGCAGAGAAGGAUUGGUUAAAAGAUAGAGGGGUGGCAUACUAUGAGACUUUGGGUAAGAGUGGGUGGGGUGGUAGCGUGGAAUUCUUUGAGACUAAAGGAGAGGACCAUGCCUUUCAUAUGGCGAAUGCUGAUAGUGAAAACUCUAAGGUCUUGUUGAAAAAGUUUGUUGAUUUUAUUAUAGGGGACUAGACUAGAGUGUUUAUUCAUCAUUUGAAUCCAAAAAGAAAAGUGUGUUUAUGUUAUGAAUUAUGAUAAAUCGGCUGUGGUUGUUGUACCCAUGUUUUGAUGUGAUUACCACGUAAUGAAUGAUAUAAUUGAUGAAUGCGAGUUUGCCAGUUUUGACAAUA
This is a messenger RNA of Quercus robur (English oak), 1222 nucleotides long. Its product is annotated as probable carboxylesterase 5. The coding region runs from base 144 to 1064 and encodes 306 amino acids. The transcript has a single exon. Gene Ontology annotation, molecular function: hydrolase activity. The record is from RefSeq and is a predicted model, not a curated record. NCBI's taxonomy places the organism in Eukaryota, Viridiplantae, Streptophyta, Magnoliopsida, Fagales, Fagaceae.